CAGCGUGCGACCUCUGGAGGAGUUAUCCAACAAACGGCUUGUGUAACUGAGGCAAGUUUGCUUCUCUAAAAGUCAGAUCCUGUUUAUUUUAUCAGACUUUAGCGACGCAGAUGUUUUCCACAGUUAGACGUAGUUUGGUGUCGCGUCUGGCCACAUUACACACAUCAGCGGCAGCACCUUCUCUCUGCAGACACCAACACCGGACCUUCAGCUCUGAGUCUGCCGCUGUCAAGGUGCUGUACGAUGGACUUUGUCCCAUAUGUGUGACAGAAAUCCGGUUCCUCCAGUUUCUGCAGAGAAACAAACCUGGGAAAGUGAAUUUCAUUGACAUCGCCCUGCCAGACUACGAUGCAGGGAAAUAUAAGGACGUGAGCUAUGAGAUGGCCAUGGAGGAAAUGCAUGUGAUUGAUGAGAAAAAUGAGGUUCAACGUGGGAUCCCAGCGUUUGCAGUCAUGUACGGUGCCGUGGGCCUCGGUUUUUUGGGUCGCUUCAUGAUGUGGCCAUGUGUGAGGCCAUUUAUGGACAAAUCCUAUGCUAUUUUUGCCAGGAACCGCCUGAAGUGGACCGGGCGUGGCGGAGAAUGCACUGCAGGGCGUUGUGAAAAGAAAACUUAAUAACCUUUGACCACAGGGGGGAAAAAACAUGUUGAACAAGUUAAUUAAUUGUAAAGAAGGACUAGUUAAACAUUUGGUUAUCAUGACCUCAACUGGAAAAGUUUUAAGAGUCUGCUGAAGAUAAGUGAGCUACUGUACAAUAUGAAGUGAAACCAUUGCUUAAUUGUUAAUGACUUUGCAGGUGAGGCUGUUGGUGUGGCCUUAUAUUCAGGUAGAAUAAAACAAGCAUCACGUUAAUAGUGGUGUAAAUAUGAAAACGUGUAAGAAAUGAUUUUGUAAGAGGCAACAACAAUGGCUAUAAACUAUAAAAGAGAUUCUGCAAUCCC
Molecule: messenger RNA, 940 nt
Organism: Solea senegalensis (Senegalese sole)
Lineage: Eukaryota; Metazoa; Chordata; Actinopteri; Pleuronectiformes; Soleidae
Exons: 3
Coding region: 111-614 (167 amino acids)
Molecular function (GO): protein-disulfide reductase activity
Source: RefSeq, a predicted model, not a curated record